AUGGUUCCGUCCACUUCGUACGGAGCCCCUUCGUCGUCUUACAGUGCUCCAGCAACUGGAGGAGGGGGAGGUGGACAUGUAGGAGGAGGAGGUUAUGGUGGAGGAGGAGGAGUGGACAUAGGGGUAGGAAGGAGGUUUGGUGGAGGAGGAGGAGGAGGAAGUGGACAUGUAGGAGGAGGGGGAGGCUAUGGUGGAGGAGGAGGUGGACAUGGAGGAGGUGGAGGGUCUGGAGGAGGAAGUUAUAGUGUAGGGGGAGGAGGCGGAAGUGGGCAUGUAGGAGGUGGAGGUCAUGGAGGAGCUGGAGGAGGAGGUUAUAGUGGAGGGGGAGGAGGAGGAGGUCAUGGAGGAGCUGGGAGGGAGGGAGGAUAG
Macrobrachium nipponense is the source of this 369-nucleotide messenger RNA. RefSeq lists its product as uncharacterized. The coding region runs from base 1 to 369 and encodes 122 amino acids. The record is from RefSeq and is a predicted model, not a curated record. The transcript has 2 exons. Lineage: Eukaryota; Metazoa; Arthropoda; Malacostraca; Decapoda; Palaemonidae.